This is a messenger RNA of Gongylonema pulchrum, 624 nucleotides long. NCBI's taxonomy places the organism in Eukaryota, Metazoa, Nematoda, Chromadorea, Rhabditida, Gongylonematidae. The record is from the annotation of a GenBank genome assembly.
AUGAUUGUCUGCAGGGGUGAAAUGGCAGCGCGAGUUGAUGAAGAAGAAACGCUUGUCAGAAGUUUGGAGGAAAUGCUUCAUAAGACCUACAGUACAGAGCAUACAGCAAGUUCGGAUGUGGCUCGGUCAUUCAACCUGGCUGUCACGCGCCUCAAGAACCAGAUGACCCUGGUUUCGGCGCUGGAUGUGGCAAAAGGUCGAGUGGUUGAAUGUUUGCAACGGGUCAGCGACCUCAUGGAUUUGCGUACAUGUGCUGAUGGCGUUAGCGUUGCUAUGGAGCAGGAAGACUACGAGUUAGCUGCUAGACAUAUUCACAAAUUUUUGACCCUGGACACGGCUGUUUUUCAAAUGGGCGAACAGACUGAGGCAAAAGAUACUGGGCAGUCGAUGGGGCGAAGUUAUGAAAUUCUGCGUGAAGCAGCUACCGAAAUGAAAUCGAUAGUUGAGAAACGCUUUGACCAGGCAGUUGAAAGUAACGAUGUCGCAUCAAUCCAGAGAUUUUUUAAAUUGUUUCCACUUCUGAAUGAGCAUGCCAAUGGUAUCAAGCGAUUCGGUGAUUAUCUUUGUGCAGAAAUCAGCAAACUCGCAGAGCGAAAUUACAAGGUCAUUUUAUCAGUACUCUGA